ACAGGGGCACACAGCAGUCACACAACACUCGCACAACAGUCACACAGCACUCACACACAGUCCCGGCUGCACCUCUGCCUGCUUCGGACCGGAGAUACCCAAAAAACCAGACCCAAACUCAUUUCUUCUUGGAGUGAUUAUCAGAAUGGAGUGAUAUAGUUGCAUUUCACGUUGUCCUGCGUAAUCCAAGAAAUCAUUUGGACUGUCUGGAGUGGCAUCAGACUGGUUUUAGAAGACCCAAGCCCCCUACCAAGACUGUAACCUAAUCCAAGAUGUUUCCACCGCGCCACCGCACAAACGCUAGCAGCUGGACCAGAGACCUAUUUCUGAGCUGAUGCGGAUUGGAGAGCCAGCCGAGGGAAACCAGGCGACCUCACUACAUUCCAAAAGGCCCGGCCGCGUCCAACUACACAACUGCAUAGUGUUCUAAGCAAUUUAUGCGCGUUUAAUUCGGCCAGCUAUGCAGAACGGCAAGCUACAAAGACCAGGGCAGAGCUUGGCUUGCACAUGAUAGACAUAGAUGUUAAAUUGUCAGGUAUUUGGGAGUGCUGGAGAAGUUACACGCUUUUUGGGAUGCUGGAAUAAGUCUUGACAGCAGAUUUUUGUCGACAUAAAAUAAGACCGCAAGACUAUUCAGAAUUGGAAUUUGAAUAGACGCCAUUAGCAAAUCGCAAAGUACCAUAAUUUCCUUCAUAAACAACAAAAUAUCUUGUCUCAUAUUCCAUAAAACUGCUAACCUUGUAGUUUAGAUCUGUCCAAACAUGUUCUGAAAUGUGAUUCUUGUAUUAGUUUGUCAGUUCAUAUUUCAGUCUUUUUGUCAAUUCUUCUGGAAGUGUUUAAAAUGUGAAUUUGGAACAGAAUCCUAUUAUUAAACCAUAAAUAAAUCUAAACCAUUCAGACCUAGCAUAAAAUAUUGUAGAUUAAAGUUGUCGACAAUCUGGAAUUAUAUUUUGGAUUUUUUAAUAAGUGUGAAAAACUGGUCAAAAUGAAUCUUCAAGAAAAAUUAUCGGGACUAAAAGGUCUGGUAACACACUCCCACAGCAAGAGACGCUUUAAAGGGGACCUAACCACAGAUAUGAUCAGCCCCCCGCUUGGUGACUUCCGCCACACCAUGCAUGUCGGCCGUGGUGGAGACGUUUUCGGCGACACCUCCUUCCUCAGUAAUCACGGGGGCACGGCCAAUGGGAAUGGCGGUGAAACGGACUCGAUCACCAGCCCGGAUAACAAGAUAGGAGCCUUCUUCUCCAGGACCCUGCGCCAGAUCAGGAGGGGCUCGGACAACCGGCCCCGAGAGGAGGCCAAGGAGCUGUCGCCGCCGCCCCCGGCUGUGUCGCCCAUCAUCAAGAACGCUAUCUCCCUACCCCGGUUGGAUGUGGACCUACCCAAUGGGACCCCCACCCGAGUGCUCUUCCCCAGCAGCCAGAGCACGCCGGAGAACAAGACGACCACAUAUGGUGUGGACUCGGGCUUUGUCACCCUGCCUCGCCUGUCCCGCUUGGAGCGCCAGCAGCCCUCCAUCUCCCUCCCCGCCCCCCUCCCCCCAGACCCGCACCGCGGCUCCCUCACUGACCCCGACCAGCCCCUUCUCCCCACCCGCACCUCCGCCCUCCUCGCCACCGAACCCAAGCGCACUGCCUACUCCGACUCCCUGCCGUCCCUCACCUCGCUCGACUUCACCUUCGACCUGGGACCGUCCCUCAUGAGCGAAGUUCUGGGCCUGAUCGACGGCGGCCAUCUCGAGGACCAUGGCCACGCCUGGGAGGAGGGAUCGGCGUGCGGGCUGACCAACGAGGGCUCGGAGAUGGAUUCGGCGACCAUCUCUUACGUGGAUUCCCUGCUCAGAGAGGACUGCGGGGGCGGGAAAAGCCCAAACUGGGAUGACGAAGAGGCGAUCGAAGUUAACGAACGCGUAUUUUCAGUUAAAAUGCCCGAUGUGGUGAUGGGGUCUGCGGAGAGGGUGAAGGGGGGGGUAGGGAUGGAGAGUGAGAGGUUUCAGAGCGCGACAGAUGUGCUGGCACGUCACUACGGAGGCAGCGGGGUGGUGAAGGGACACUACAAGAUGGACGCUCACUCAGACAUGUUCAGCAAGAAGAAAAUGUCCUACACUUACAUUGAAGACGACGACGAAAUCAAAGUCUAAAGAGGAUAAAAGAGUGACGUUAUGGGUCCAUAUUACGCUAUUUUCUGAUCUAUGGUAUAAUGUUGUUUCCUCAUCAAAAAUAUACCAGUGUUUUGUUUCAGUCACACACACAAACCCUGCAUAUUUAGGCUGAGUUCACCUUGUCAUGUCGUGUUAAUCAUUGCGGUGGAUUUGCUUAUCUAUAUUGAACAAAGGGUGGCCAUUAACAUGAAAUCUACCACUACAUGACAUCACAAGGUGGAACAAAGCAUUUUGAGAUGUGGAUAUGUUUACAGACUAAUAAUAAAGUGUUACUCAAGUUUAUUUGAACAAAACAAAACAUAAAUCCAGGUGUUUUUGAUGCGAUAACAACAUUCUAAUAUGGCUUAAAGCUCACAAUAGUCAAUUUUGCAUAAUAUAGGACUUACAUAUUAUGAUUCCUGACUAUAAUCAAAGCAGCUUGUUUAUUGAAGGGAUAGCAAUAAAAAAAAAUGCAAGUCUGAUCAGAAUUUUUUAUAUCCAAAUGGACAUUUACUGAUUAACGGAUCUAUUUAUAACUAUGCAAUGAAGCCCCAGGUGUACCGGAAUAAAGGGUCCUGAUAGGAAAUUAGAUCAUCACAUAGAUGGGUUAAAGGUGAAAUAUGUAACUUUUCGGGUGGGGAUCUGCUACACACUUGCCUCCAAUCUCCAUGGAGAUGUUAGUGCUUUAUCUAGAAUGCUGCGCAGUAUGGCAUUACACUUGUUUUGCAUGUAUUUGAUUGCAAACAUUUUUAUUACUCAAAAAUCGCAGCAGAAUACCCGUAAAUAGAUUUGACCCCCGCUUGGUGGUAGAUACGUUUAAUGCCAUACUGUGGGAAAUUUCAGGCAAAGCAAUAGCAUCUCCUUUAACCAGAAAAGUUCCAUAAUGUAGCUUUAAAUAAGGGAAGGGGGAAAAUUUGAACAAUACAAAGUCUUACUGUAUCUUAUAGCCUUCAAGUCACUCAGGAAUGCACACAAAGGGAGGUUUUACACUACGAUUGUUGCUGAUUGGAUAUUGAGGGAUGAGUAUUUUCUGUUUAACACUAAAGCCUAUAGCUGCAGACUACAAUUACUCUGAGCACCUUGUAUGAAAAUGAAGUCUGACUCCUGUAUUGCUUUUUAUAGAAGAUUUGUCUUAUAUAUUUUCUACACUUGUACAUGAAAAUAUAAGCAGCCAUUUUGUAUGUAUAUGUAUGUAAGUAUGUAUGUAUUGUGACCACCGGCAGCAAAUUGUGCAAAUCGCUACCACAUGCUGCGGACAAUAGCAACGAUGUACUUAUGAUUAUAUAAAUGGACAAUAAAGCUAUUUUGAAUUGUUUGAAA
Molecule: messenger RNA, 3460 nt
Organism: Periophthalmus magnuspinnatus
Lineage: Eukaryota; Metazoa; Chordata; Actinopteri; Gobiiformes; Gobiidae
Gene: cdc42ep1a
Product: CDC42 effector protein (Rho GTPase binding) 1a
Exons: 4
Coding region: 986-2140 (384 amino acids)
Source: RefSeq, a predicted model, not a curated record